AACUAAAGUGAAAUUGUGCACUAUUUUUUCAAAAACAUUACUUAUUUUGUGUUGGUGUAAGUGUUUAUAAAACAAAAUUGUUUUUUAAUAUUUUGGAUUAAUCUCAUUUUAAACGCAUUUUAAGAUUUUGUGAGCUCAAACACAAAAGCUUAAAUCCAAAACGUUAUCCACUACAUGGUCUAGAAAACAAUAAAAAAGCAGCACUUGGACGUUGUUGUGUUAAACUUGAACUUUUAUUUUGUUUAACAGCAAAACGAAAAAAAAUUAAACUAAAAAAACAGUGUGAGAGCAUAAAAUCAAUGUGUAGCUUUAAUAAUAUAUCCGGCUAUUAAAUAUUGACAUCCCGAAACACGUAACUUUAAAAGAGGACGCACACACAACAUGGCGGCCACCGUGUCAACCAAAAUUUCACACACUGCCCUACCAGUCCAAAUAUCAACACAAUCACAACAACAACAUCCACAACCUUCACCCACUCUCUCAAAACGUGGACAUAUACGAUCGGCUUCACUAGAGAAUGCCAACUCACUAGUAUCGAAAAACACAUUGGGACUGCCACAAGUGCAGGCUGGCAAUACCGGCACACUAAAGUCACGAAAUGAACAGAAACGUAUGCGCAACAAAUUCGGUAGUCACAGUAAUUUGGAAGAUUUUGUGCAGCACGGCCGCAACAAAUUCAAUAACAUUAGACAAAUGUUUGAAUUGACAAAGUCGAGUGCAAAAGCUAAUAGUUUCAACAGCAGCACAGCCACCAUAGAUAAUUCUAGCGAACAUCAAAUGCAAUCAUUGCCACCAAUGAUGACACAAUCAUUAACAUCGGCCACAAUGAAAUACACACAGCAGCCCAUGCAGGCUCAAGGUCAGAAAAGAACGGCUGCCUAUCAACAACAACAACAACAACAACAACAGCAAACGCUUGUGACAAGAAAACCAUGUGCAACAGCAUCAACAACACCAACAACAGUACAGGCACCAACACCAACUUCUAUAAACGGAUGCGGAAGUGGUGGUAGUCGUUGUAGUAUAACGGAACUUAAUGAACGUUUAAAUAUAACGGAGUGUUUAGAAGCGAAUAGUAACAACAGUAAUAUUAAUAACAACAACCAUCAUAAUAUUAAUAACAAUAGCAAUCAAAUGCGUUUACAACAUCAUCAGCAGCAGCAGCAACAGCAGCUGCAGCAACAACAGCAACGUUUACAAACCCAUACAGCUUUAGUGCAUAAUACUAAUCAACAACAUCAGCCGCAGCAGCAUCAUCAACAACAACAUCAGCUGCAGCAGCAACAACACCAACAUCAACCGCGCAGUGCAAGUGAUUUGUCUCAUAUUCAACCGAUUGAAGAAAAUCAUGAACAACAGACGACAACACAAGCACCAGCAACAACAACUACAAAUCUUUUACGCCCGAUUGCUUUUAAGCCGAUCCCUUUUGAACCGGACUACACUCUGCCCCAGCGUUACUGUGAUGUCGUUACUUCUGCUCAGGCUCAAUCAGCUGCACACACAACAAACCCACAUAAUGUGGGCGAUCGUUAUGGUUCGACACCUUCAUUGGCUGCAGCACCAGGUUCUAACAUGAGAUUUGGCAGCACGACCGAUUUGAGGCACGGAGGAGGUAUUGGAAUUAUUGGUGGCGGAUGCGGCAAUGGCGGAGUUGGUGUUGGAGUCGGUGGUAUGGCAGGUGUUGGUGGUGGCAGUGGCUGUAUUGGAGGUUUUGUUGGUGGUUAUUCAAGCAAUAAUUAUUGCAACAGCCUUAUGGCACGUCGACGUGGUUCCAGAUCGUUGAAGAUCAACGAUAGUAUGGAAUCAAUUCGACACACACCGGAUUCAGAUGUUAAUAGCCAAAGUGGUACUAUCAAAUCCAAUGGUAGCAAUUGCAGCAGCAGCGUUAAUACUAUGAUGAGUAACAGCAUUACAAUGGGCAGCUCAAGUAUGACGUCCAGCAAAUACUGUUUAUCAAAUGAUCAAUGCGAUAUGACACCAUCACCCUCCGAUUCGGGCAUUUCGGAGCUGGAGGCAGCCCUCAAAGAUAGAGAUUCGGAAUUGUCUUAUUUGAGACAGACCAUGGAACACAAUGAGAAAGACAAGGAAACCUAUUGGGAAGGUGAAACGAAACGCUUGAAAUUAUACUUUGAGGCCCAGCAGCGUGAAUACAUGCUGAAAAUCAAGAAAAUGGAACAAAUGCUGGCCAUGCAACAAUUCCAAUUCAAACAGCACAAAUUGCGUUACAAUGAACAGACUCAAAAGUUACGCGAGCAAUUAGCUGAACUGAAAAAUGAAUAUGAAAUUUUAAAAACCAACAACAUCAGUAUAAAGAAUUCAGAAAGGAAUUUAAAGGAUCGUUCUGCCUACGUAGAAGAACAACUAGAAGAAAGUCAAAAUACCAUAAGUAGACUUAAAGCUCAACUGGAAGAGAGUGAGUGGAAAGUAUGCGAGAGAAAUGGAGAAUUAGCUUUACUCAAAACUCAACUUAAAGAGGCAACUAACGAAUUGACUCUUAAGGAACAUGCCAUAGUGCAUUUAAAACACGAAAAUACCAAUGCUGAAACACAAAUUUACCAAAGUCUACAAGAGAAUCAUAAAAUGACCCAACAACACCGGCAGGAGGAACAGCAAAAGGCCCGAACUCAAAAGGAAACCGAAACCGAGCUGAAACAACUGAACAAAAUUGUCAUACUGAAGGAUCAGGUGAUCUUGGCCCUGACCAAUGAGCUGGCUAAAUUACGCAAAGAAUUGUCCGAUCUGGCCAUAUUUCAUGAAUACGGCGAAGAACCUUCGGGCAAAUACACUAGACUGAAACAGCAAUUGGACAAUUUAACCGAUAUCUGUAAUAAGACACGCAAACACACCCAGCAACGUAUUGAAAAUCACAAAAGUGGUGAAAAACAAGACAAUGAAAAAGUGAUUGAUGACUGUAAUCUGGAAGUGAUAAUGAAUUGCUUGAAAAUUGCUCCACCCAUGAUGGAGGUAAACAAUGGGGCCCAUCUGGAUUAUCAAGAACGCGAGGAACUCGAAUUGAAUAAACUAAAUGCUGAAAAACGUUUAGCCAAAAUGUCUAAGGACAUAGAGAAUUUUGUCUAUGGCUCACAAAAUCUGCCCGAUGUGGCCAUUAAUAUCAAGGCCCUCAACAAAUUGCCUUCUAGUAAAUUAGAGGAAAGCACUUUGGACACCUUAAUCGAAGAAUCGGCCAGUUAUGCUGAAGAAAUUGCCAAACUACGCAAACAACUGGAUGAUGUAAGGGUAAAUUUUGAAUUGGAAAAACGCCAGUGGUCGGACGAAAAGGAAAAGGUACUCAAGUAUCAAAAACAAUUACAGACUCAUUAUAUAAAUAUGUAUCAAAAGUUGCGUAAUUUAGAAAAAUCCAAUGAAGUUUGAACGGUAAUGAGACGAAAGAAAAACUCCAGCUGAUUUAAUUUAUAUAAUUACAAUAAUAUUUUAUGUAUGUUAUCUUUAUAGUAUAAUAUGAAUGUAUUUUUCAAUACUUUCAUUGUUAAGUUUUUCAUUUAUAUAUUUUUUUUUUAUUAUUUUAAUGCCCUUUUAAAAUAACAAUAACAAAAUUAUUUAUAUUUAUUUACUUACUACAUUUACAUACAUAUUUCUGCAUAUUUCUUAUAUUGUGUUAUAAUACAAACUAUAAAGAAAUAUGAAUAUAUACAUACAUAUUUAUUACAAUCCAAUUCAAAUGUAUUCCAAAUAUUUAUAUACUUAUUCAACUUUUAAAAUGUAUUAAAGUUUUUUCUUACAUUUAAGUUGUAUUUCCAAGAGGUUUGUUUUAAUAAAGAAAAUCAAACUAAAUUAUGAAAAUAUUAAAGUUUAAAAAGAAAAGAA
Calliphora vicina (urban bluebottle blowfly) is the source of this 3828-nucleotide messenger RNA. Its product is annotated as dual specificity protein kinase splA-like. The coding region runs from base 382 to 3375 and encodes 997 amino acids. Lineage: Eukaryota; Metazoa; Arthropoda; Insecta; Diptera; Calliphoridae. The record is from RefSeq and is a predicted model, not a curated record. The transcript has 10 exons.